CUACUGCUCUCCGCUGAAGUCUCCGGCUGGAACUGGGGGGCGGGCCUUCCGGGAAAGGGGCGCGCGGCCGAGGAGGCUCGUGAGUUGGGACUCUUGCUCCUUGCCGCGCAAGAAAUGUCUUCACUUUCAGAAUAUGCCUUGCGCAUGAGUCGUCUGAGUGCCCGGCUGUUUGGUGAAGUUGCCAGGCCUACUGAUUCCAAAUCCAUGAAAGUGGUGAAGCUGUUUAGUGAGCAGCCUUUGGCCAAGAGGAAGGAGACUUAUGACUGGUAUCCUAAUCACAACACUUAUUUUGCACUCAUGGGGACACUACGUUUUCUUGGACUCUACAGAGAUGAGCAUCAGGACUUUAAGGAUGAGCAACUGCGUCUGAAGAAGCUUCGUGGAAAGGGGAAACCAAGGAAAGGAGAAGGGAAAAGAGCUGCAAAAAGGAAAUAGUGUUGGUCCAUCAGGAGAGGACUUCUCCCUCAGCAACCGAAAGCGGGAGGAAGUGUAUUUAUUGUCCCUCCACAUAUUGGAGGAGUAUAAGCUUCCUAAGCUGAAGAUUAUUCAGAGGAAUACAGUCAUCUCUGUGCUGAAGUCUAAUGCAGUUGAAUUGUGACUGGUUUCUUGAACACAUUUUAAUUCUGCAACAUUGUUUACCUUGGUUCUGUAAUCUGGAGUUUACCUUAUUCCCCAGAGAAAUGAGUGCAUGAUUACUAUUGAAUGACUUGUUUGGGAGGGGAUGGGAUGUUGGUGGAGUGGAGGGGAAACUCAUUAAAUGAACACUCUCAUUACUCCCUUCUUGCUUCCCCACUUAGCCAGCCCUACGCUCUUUCAUCUCUCUGGCUGUUCAGCCACUGUCUCCACCACCAAGCUCACAAACUUUAUGUGCCUCUCCACCUACUCCUUUGAGAAUAUCUGUAAGAUAAAUUUGUGGGAUAAAAGGCUGCAUCUGUUAAGAGAGUAUUGGGUACCUGCUGUAUACAGGCUACCAGAGCCCGGGUAAACAAUGGUUUGCAACAAACAGUCCCUACCUUGUGGAACUUUCAGUCCUGAGGGAGAGCCUAAUAUUACAUAAUUACAUAAAUACAAUUGUAUUACAUGCUACAAAGGAAAAAUCCAGACCAGACUUCUGUGAGAGUGUGGAUGGAUCGAUGGAUUGAUCCACGAAGAUAGCAAGAGGCCCAAACCUCGUUAGGUAUUUUAAAGAAGGUGUCGCUGAAGAGGUGAUAUUUAAGCGGGGCUCUGAAGGAUAAAUUAGAGUUAGGCAGGAGAAAAAUGGUGGAAAAGCGCUUGAGGCACAGAGAACACCAUUUGCAAAGCCCUAAGGUAAGAAGAAAUUGUCCCGUUCAAGGAAUUGGAAAAAAGACCACUAACUAGUAUGGGUUAGUCAUAAUGAAAUAGACAAAGGCCAGACUGUGAAGGGCUUUGCAAGUUCUGUGAAAAAGGUUGGACUUAACCAACUUACCCGGAGAUCAAAGUGUGUAAGACGUUAUUUCUAUGAGAGGUGAGUUGUAUACAGUUGAGGAGCUUGAUGCUCAUUGUAUUAUAUUCUAGCAGUGAGUUUCCAAUGAGGUUGCAAGGGCUUCUCUGAUUUUUUUUUUUUUUCCAAGAAUUCUGAAGAUCUCUAGCACCAUCUAGGAAAUUUUUUAAGUACUUUCUUUUUGUUGUGGUAAAAUCAUAAAAUUUACCAUCUUGACUAUUUUUAAGUGUACAGUACAGAAGUGCUAACCAUAUGCACAUUGUUGUGCCAAAUAAAGUACCUUUAACCUCGUUUCUACCUCCCAGGAAAAGAGAGCAAAGCACACAGGCGGGAGCACAUGCAGCAACUACUCCAGCUAUGAUUUUCUUUCCCUCCAACACUGGAAGUAUUGGCAAUAACUGCCCUGUGAGUAAUUCCUGAACUAGUAGGAAUCCUGCUGCAUAUGCUUAGAUAAAUGAUAUUUUUAAAGAGACCUAAUCCAUAUGGUAUAGCUAGGGCCUAUAUUACAGUUGGUAAGAAUAAAAACUAACUAAAAAUGGGUAAUUCCAUCUGAUAGAUGUGAAUUCCAGCAGAAGGCUGAGAAUCCAGUUAGCACUCUUCCCUGAGCACAUGCCAAUUUUAGAGGACACAGAUAAAUAGCCUUAGUCCUUAAGAUUGUGUGAAUGAGCAUGUGUGUGUUGUAAAGUAUUGACAAGAUCUUGGGGAUUUGCUCAGAAAAGUGCAGAUGCACUGUUACUCUUGGCCAGUGCAGCCGAGCCUGGUGGGUGGAUGGGCCCCAGGACACUGGGCUGAGAAACAGGCUGGUAGCCUGGAUCCCGUGUAGGUAAAUGGAUGUUCUGAAUCAUGCCAUCUCCACCUUUUGGAGAAAGACUAACUGUAAGAGGAACUUAGGAGCAUUAGGUUGCUACUUUAAAGAGGAUAACUGCUUUAGAUCCCAGCAGCUAUCCUGAGUCAGAACACAAGCCAGAAAUCUGUGUGUUGGUUCUCUGACGGGCCCUGAGCCUCCAAGGAGCCUUAGCACUAUUUGAUGGGGAAGCUGGAGACAACUCAGCAGCAGGCUGGCGCGGCGCUGCCCCAUAUGCUGGAAGUCAGAAACUAAAGCUAAAAUGCAUUUGUACAUCAGCCGUACCCUAAAACCAACUGAUACAGUAAACACUGUGCAACUCAAAACAGCUCGUACUGAGCAGUGGACCAGAUGGAAAGUAGAGGCUGAGA
Messenger RNA from Physeter macrocephalus (sperm whale), 2677 nucleotides. RefSeq names its product mitochondrial ribosomal protein S33 (gene MRPS33). The coding region runs from base 115 to 435 and encodes 106 amino acids. The transcript is spliced from 3 exons. The record is from RefSeq and is a predicted model, not a curated record. Gene Ontology annotation, cellular component: mitochondrion. Lineage: Eukaryota; Metazoa; Chordata; Mammalia; Artiodactyla; Physeteridae.